Fusarium subglutinans is the source of this 2781-nucleotide messenger RNA. RefSeq lists its product as uncharacterized. The transcript is spliced from 3 exons. Bases 1 to 2781 code for a protein of 926 amino acids. Gene Ontology annotation, molecular function: ubiquitin binding. The record is from RefSeq and is a predicted model, not a curated record. Gene Ontology annotation, cellular component: nucleus; cytoplasm. Lineage: Eukaryota; Fungi; Ascomycota; Sordariomycetes; Hypocreales; Nectriaceae.
AUGUCCGAAGUGACUUCACGGACGUCCGCCUCGCGUGGCAGAGGCUCUGGCCGCGGUGGUAGAGGAGGUUUCGCCGGUCGCGGCGGCCGACGAACCAAUGGCGACAAGCCCGACCACAGUACCGCUGAUUCCCAAGGUGCAUUCGAAGAUGAAGGAGACUUUGGCGAGCUUCGAAAGCAAUAUGGCGACAAGACUUCGGUGAUUCGUGAGAUGUUCCCCGACUGGUCUGAGGCCGAUGUCCUUUUUGCUCUCCAGGAAACAAACGGCGACGAGAACGAAGCCGUCACCCGCAUUGCUGAGGGAACAAUCUCUCAAUGGGGCGAGGUCUCAAAGCCCAAGAAGGCUUCCCGAGCUAAGGUUAAGGACCAAGCUCCCGCAUCUUCGAACGACGCGACGUCUACUGGACCCCGAGCCACUCGUGGCGGCCGAGCAGUAUCUGAGGGAGGCCGUGGCCGAGGCCGAGCUACAGAUCGAGGAGGCCGUAGCACACGUGGCCGACCCUCUGCCGCUCCCACUAACGGCGCUGGAACCAAGGACAGCUCAGCCUUGUCUGUUCCCACAGAGGAGUCAUCUGCUUGGGGCACUAAGGAACCUAAGAAGGAUAUCUCAGAGGAGAACCAGCCCAUUGCUGAACAACCUGCCCCAUCUGCAACAACAGAGGCACCCAAGCCUGCUGCCCCUGCAGUGAAGACCUGGGCAAGCAUGCUCCGUCAGUCCGCUCCGCCCAAGGCCCCGCCCAAGCCAAAAGAAGCUCCUGCUGCUCCUCAGCCAGCUGCUGAACAAGCUGAAACUGAAACUGCCCCCGAACCUAUCGAACCCGAGGCUGAGGUCGUGCCCGAGCCCGAGUCCGAAAACGUACCUGCCCCUGCCGUCGACGAAGCUGAUGAGACUACACCCGUUGUCGAUACCGCUACUCCCGCCGAAGUUCCUCACGUUAAUGUAGAGCCCGAGGUGGCUCUCCCCCCCUCCAAGGACGAGCUUACCGAAUCAAAUCUUGAACAGGUUGUUGACGAAUCCAAACCGCCUCCGACUGGCACUGUAGCAAGCACCGCCGCUGACUCUUGGGACCCUCGACAGAACCCUGCAAGUAUUACUGCUACACCCAUCUCUGCUGCUCAGCAGCAGCAUGCUGCCCCUCCCAGCGGAUUCGCUGCUACCGCUGCUAAAGCUACAGCUGAGCGAACCGCCCGUACUCCCAGCCAUCAUCACCAUCAGCGCCGUGUCCUCGACCAGGAAGAAGCUGUGCGUAUGCCUGGCAACCGAGAGGUUGACCGAGCUGCUGUCCAAUUUGGAGCCUUUAGCCUGAAUGGUGAAGAAGAUAUUGACGGCGACCGAGAGGAGCCCGAAACUAGAGCUCAACCCCCCGCCGACUCGCCUAUCACCCAUCCUCGGACCUCGCUUCCUCCCGCUACUCAGGCGGCUGUCCCCGACUCAUUCGCACAGAAGCCCACUUCUACAGUUGCUCCUAUCGCAGCUCCUACCGCUCCAGCUGCGCAGGCGCAGGCUCAGAUUCCUGGGCAAGGUCCUGCUAGCGCUCAGCAAUACGGUCGAUUUGGCCAGGCUGGUGUUCAGGAGACAGUCGGAGUCCCCCAGAAGCCACUGGACCCCUUUAACCAACAGAGCACUCCCUCUACUCAACCUCCCUUCGACAACUUCGCUGCUCAGACUUCCCAAGCGCAACAGCCUGGUGGGGCUUUCAGCUCCGCUCCCAGCGAUUACUCCUCCUACUACACUGCGAACCAAUCCGAUCGAAACCCCUACAACUACUAUGGCCAACAGUUCGGCCAGCAAGGAGGACAGGGCCAGCAGGAUGGCACUGCGUCUCAGCAGCGGCCUUUUGGUGGCUAUGGGGCAUCUCAGGUUGAUAACCUGAGCCAAUACCCGCAGAGCGGUCUGCACAACCAACCCCGGUUUGGCGGAAGUGCUGUGGAUGCUCAGAACAGCGGAAACAGCACUCCCAACCCUACUACACAGCCUCAGCAACAGCAGCCUCAACAGCCAGGCCAGCAGCAGCAGCCAGGCCAGGGAUCACAGCCUCAGUCACACGGCCAGCAGUAUCCCGGCUACAACCACCCCUACUACAGCAACCCGUAUUAUCAUCAGUACUACUCUGGAUACGGCCAAGGCGGGUUUGGCCCAUAUGGUAAGGGUGGCAUGUAUGGCCAGCCCUACGGCAUCUCUCCCAAUGCCCCCUAUGAUCACAGCUCAUCGCCUGCUGGAUUUGCCCAGUCUUCUCUUCAUCGAGACAGUGGUUUGGGCUCUGGUCUUGGCGAUUAUGGCCGCGCGGCUACAACCCAGGCUGGCAGUCAGCCCGGCCUUGGUGGAAGCGCUUUCAACAGCGUCCAUGAUACCUUCAAUCGUGGAGGCUCCGCUUUCCCGUCCCAGGGUCAGUCGUUCAACAGCCCAGCGCAGCCCGGCAAUGCCACGGCUGAUGACCUGAAGCCAUUCGGCGAGCCCAAGGCCGCUUCUGGUCCUUCUCCCUCCCUGGGCGGAGCUCGACCUGGUUCCGCUACCAACGCCCCGCCUGCUCAGAGCGGUCUCCCGCCCCCCCAGAAUGUUGGUGCGUAUGGCGGUUAUCCUAGCCAUCUUCAAGGCCAUGGCCUCCAUGGUAGCAAUGCAUAUGGUAUGGGCGGUAACGCGGGUACCAACCAGCACGGAAAUAGUCCCUAUGGGUCAUACGGACAGGGUUUCAGCGGCAGCGGUUACUACAGUGGCAACCAGCAGCAGCAGCAACAACAACAGCAGCAGCAGCGCGGCGGCUGGGGAGGCAACUAUCAUUAG